Molecule: messenger RNA, 716 nt
Organism: Erinaceus europaeus (western European hedgehog)
Lineage: Eukaryota; Metazoa; Chordata; Mammalia; Eulipotyphla; Erinaceidae
Gene: FABP3
Product: fatty acid binding protein 3
Exons: 4
Coding region: 85-486 (133 amino acids)
Biological process (GO): fatty acid transport
Cellular component (GO): cytosol; nucleus
Molecular function (GO): fatty acid binding
Source: RefSeq, a predicted model, not a curated record
GGCGCGGGCUGCGGGCCAUCCGGCAGCGAGUUCCAGCCCGGCUGUUCGGCUUUCCGCAUCUGCUCAGCUCAGCGCAGCCUCACCAUGGCGGCCGCCUUCGCAGGCACCUGGAAGCUAACGGACAGCAAGAACUUCGAUGAAUACAUGAAGUCGCUGGGUGUGGGUUUUGCUACCAGGCAGGUAGCCAGCAUGACCAAGCCUACCACAAUCAUUGAAGUGAAUGGAGAUACUAUCACCAUAAAAACACAAAGCACCUUCAAGAGCACAGAGAUCAGCUUCCAGCUAGGGGUGGAAUUCGAUGAGACAACAGCAGAUGACAGGAAGGUCAAGAGCACUGUGACGUUGGAUGGAGGCAAACUUAUCCAGCUGCAGAAGUGGGAUGGGCAAGAGAGCUCACUUGUGCGAGAACUAGUUGAUGGAAAACUCAUUCUGACCCUCACCCAUGGCAGUGUAGUUUGUACUCGCACCUACGAGAAAGAGGCAUGACCAGCCCACUUCUUCACUGCCUGCUCCUCUGCUAGUUGGCGGCCCCUGGACUCGGUACCAGAUUGCCUCACUUUUUCCUCUGGUAUUUUGUAUAAAUCCAUCUUGGUUGGGGAAUUUUUCUGGGGUCAGGUGACACCAGCCUGAAACCAGUUCCAGUUCCCAUUAUGUAUGUUUGUUUUUCUAACUGCAUCCAAAGGGUGCUCUGAGGUCAAUAAACAAAGUCAAGACCA